Messenger RNA from Penicillium angulare, 1536 nucleotides. RefSeq lists its product as uncharacterized. The coding region runs from base 1 to 1536 and encodes 511 amino acids. Gene Ontology annotation, biological process: transmembrane transport. Lineage: Eukaryota; Fungi; Ascomycota; Eurotiomycetes; Eurotiales; Aspergillaceae. The transcript has 3 exons. Gene Ontology annotation, molecular function: transmembrane transporter activity. The record is from RefSeq and is a predicted model, not a curated record. Gene Ontology annotation, cellular component: membrane.
AUGGCCGGCGAUAUUUCACGAGAAAAUGACCACAUUACGGUCGACGUCGAGAAGGAGAGGAUUGAAAACCUCGAGCAUGUGGCUGAGCCACAGAAUGCUAUUCCACGCAUUGACCCAGCUCGUCGAGCUGUCGUCGAGAAGAGUCUAAAGCGCAAACUUGAUGCCAGGUGCAGUCUGUUCGUGCUGAUUUACAUCAUGAACUACCUUGACCGAAAUAAUAUCUCUGCCGCUCGCUUGAAGGGUUUGCAGACAGACCUUAAUCUCACCGAUACCCAAUACUCAACAUGUUUGAGUAUUCUCUAUGUCGGAUAUAUUCUGAUGCAGGUACCAUCCAACAUGUUCAUCAACCGCAUCCAGCGACCCUCGAUCUAUAUUUCCAUUUCGAUGACUCUUUGGGGUCUCAUCUCUACUCUCUCCGGAAACGCAAGGAACUUUGGUGAUAUGGUUGCUAUUCGUUUCCUUCUGGGUUUCGUCGAGGCAGCUUUCCUUCCUGGUGCCCUCCUUAUCCUUUCCAAGUGGUACACUCGCAAGGAACUCACAACUCGAAAUGCCAUCCUGUUCUGUGGUAACCUUAUCUCCAACGCGUUCUCUUCCCUUGUCGCCGCUGGUGUGUUGUCCAACAUGCAAGGUGUUCUGGGCCACGCUGCUUGGCGAUGGUUGUUCUGGAUCGAAGGCUCCAUUACUAUGACCAUCGCCAUCUCUGCUGGAUUUAUCUUGCCUGAUCUGCCUACCAAUGCACGUGGCUUCACUGAGGAGGAGCGUCUCGUCGCCCAGCUCCGCAUCAUGGAAGACGUUGGUGAAGCUGAUACCGAUGACAAUGAGCAGAGUCCCUUCGCUGGUCUCAUGAUGGCUCUGAAGGAUUUCAAAAUCUAUAUCAUGAUGCUUUCUUUCACUGCUUACGUCGUGGGAUUGUCAUUCAAUGCUUUCUUCCCUACUCUUACAGGUACUCUUGGAUUCGGCUAUGUUCCUACCCUGCUCAUGAGUGCUCCUCCUUGGGUCUUCUCGUGUAUUUUCUCUGUCGUCAACGCCUGGCACGCCGACAGGACUCAAGAAAAGAUCUGGCACAUCUACGGUCCAAUCUUCAUGGGUCUGGUUGGCUUCAUCAUCAGCAUGUCAACCCUGAACGUAGCAGCUCGUUAUGUCGCCCUCUUCCUCCAAGCCGGCUCUUACGCAGGAUUCAUCGUCUUCUACUCCUGGAUCAGCUCCUCCUUCCCUCGUCCACCGGCCAAGCGAGCCGUCGCCUUAGCCCUGAUCAACGCUUUUAGUCAACUUGGUAAUGUUGCAGGCUCAUACGUGUGGAACCUUUCCGAGAACGGCUACCGCAAGAGUUACGGAAUCGUGACUGCUAUGUUCGGCAUCACUAUUGUUGGGUUCUGGGGCUUCCGAAUGAUCCUUGUCCACUUGAAUAAAAAGAUUGAGGAAAGUGAGGUUCAAAUGGAUGCUGGACAUACCGAAGGCCAAACUGGCAAUGAUGGAUUUAUCGAGAGUGCUGAUGAAUCUUUGCGCAUGCGCAAGGGAUUCAGGUACCUGGUUUAG